This is a messenger RNA of Punica granatum (pomegranate), 773 nucleotides long. Lineage: Eukaryota; Viridiplantae; Streptophyta; Magnoliopsida; Myrtales; Lythraceae. The record is from RefSeq and is a predicted model, not a curated record.
UUUCCACAAUUAGAUAAAAUCUCUCUCGCUCUCUCGCUCUCUCUCUCUCUCUGCUCUCUCUCCGCACUUCAUUGCCUGAGCUGCGAACUUGGGGAAGACGAUACAGAGAGUCUCGGCAUAGUCAAUCGAGCAGUAUCAACGACGGCUCUCAUAAAGCUACAAAAUAUUUAAGGAUCAGGCGACGAGCUCCUCAACCAAGAAUGGAGUCCGCAAACAGAUUGGUAGGAGCACUCAUGAAAGCGACCAACAACAACACGGUUAUCGAUGUCUGCCUCGUUGGUUCUUUCUUGGCCCUGUGUUAUCGAUCAAUGAAACAGCAGAAGGACAUUAAAGCCUUGGAAGAGGAAAAGAACUCACUCAUCAAGUCCAACAAUGCGAUGAAGAAGGCCACGUGGGACUGGAAGCAGCAGCUUUUCGCCGAGGCCUCCUCUGCUGAGUCUGCCCUCGUCCCUCUGUCUAGACUCCAGGUUAUCUAUGGGGAGGCCCCUGCCCCUCGAACAGAUGAUUCUACGAAGGACAAAGCAGCAGAAGCAGCACCCUCCAAAUUCGUUGUGUGAAGUUUCAUAGGUGGAAGCAUUAAGCAAUUGGUUCAGGGCUUAAUUGCACCAUGACUAUCCAAUAUCUGACAUGCAUAAAAAAAUGUAGCUUCCGAGCUUGAGCAGUUCCUGCAAUUUUUAUCGGUCGGACCAAUUUUCUGCCAUCUUAUGUUAACAGGCACGAUUGUUCUGUCAAAUGAUCAAGAUAUAUUGACACUUGAUGAAAUUUUGUGUACA